AUGGAUAUUAAUUUCACCUUUGCAAAUCAAGACAUUGUCAACCAGGAAAUCAGAUUGUCAUCUUGGGCCACUCCUAUAUCCACUGGAUGGAGAAAAGGGCAGCAAUUAGGAGAGAUGAAAAGAAUUUGGGAUUAUCUCAAAAAGGGUGAUCAGGUAAAUAUAAUAAAAUACAAAAUUUUUAUUAAUACUAGCACUGAUGGCAGCAGACCCAUUGAUGGUAAUCACACUGCUUUUCCAGCUUAUGAGAUCUCAAAAGGCUUAACAAUAUUAUUGGCCAGUGUGAUGAUUUUCACAAUUACCGUGGACAUCUUUGGGAACAUACUAGUGGUUCUGUCUGUGUUACAAAACAAAAAACUCAAAAAUGCUGGUAAUAUGUUUGUUAUCAGUUUGUCUGCAGCAGAUGCAAUUGGUGCUUUAUAUCCAUACCCUUUGCUCAUUGGAUCCAUUUUACAAAACCAGUGGCCAUUUGGGGAAAUGCAAUGCCAGAUUGCAGCUUUCAUUCUUGGUUUGAGUUUCAAUGCUUCUGUGUAUAACAUCAUGGCAAUAGCAAUCAAUCGUUGGUGCUGUAUUUGCUAUGCAAUGAAAUAUGACAAGAUAUUCACCAUGAAGAACACCUAUUGCUAUAUAUGCCUGACAUGGACAAUUAGCUUUAGCUUAAUUUUACCUGACUCAUUAGUGGGAGCUUUGCAAUAUAACCAACAUUUAUACAUUUGUAUAUUGUCAUUCACUGCAAAUGAAGCACUAACACUUUCUGUUGUAGUCUUUCAUUUUAUUUUUCCACUAACAAUUGUAAUCCUCUGCUAUGCAAGCAUCUGGAUUACAGUCAUACAGGCCAAGUAUAGACUAAAAAAAGACAGCAAGCAAACCCUCCAGCCUUCAGAUAUGAGGAACUUUUUGACAAUGUUUGCAGUAUUUGUUCUUUUCGCUGUUUGCUGGUCCCCGUUCAGCAUUCCAGCUUUGAUUGCAGGUUUCAGCCCUCGAAGAAAGGCACCAAAUUUUCCAAUCUGGUUAAUUGUUCUUGGAUUCUUUAGUGCAUGUUUCAACAGUUGCCUUAAUGGUAUUGUUUAUGGGGUUUUUAAUAAGAAUUUUUGGCAGGAGUAUAAGCGUAUACUGCUGUCACUGUUGUUUAUAAUAAGAGGCAAAAAAUUGAAGGGAAGAGAUAUCAGGAAACUACAUGACUAG
Molecule: messenger RNA, 1182 nt
Organism: Protopterus annectens (West African lungfish)
Lineage: Eukaryota; Metazoa; Chordata; Ceratodontiformes; Protopteridae
Product: melatonin receptor type 1C-like
Exons: 6
Coding region: 1-1182 (393 amino acids)
Biological process (GO): G protein-coupled receptor signaling pathway
Cellular component (GO): membrane
Molecular function (GO): melatonin receptor activity
Source: RefSeq, a predicted model, not a curated record